Molecule: messenger RNA, 1188 nt
Organism: Lathyrus sativus (Indian pea)
Lineage: Eukaryota; Viridiplantae; Streptophyta; Magnoliopsida; Fabales; Fabaceae
Source: the annotation of a GenBank genome assembly
AUGGCAACAAGCAGAGGAAGAAUGAAUGCUGGGAUACUUCUUUUCUGUCUGACUUUAGCUACUAUUCCUCUCACUCAUUGUGAUGCAGAUAGAUCAAUAAGAAUAUGGAAAUCCCCUAAACAUAGAAGAAUUGUAAUCAACAAGAACUCAAAGAAGUUGAAAAUAAUCAAACAUUUUGAUUUUAAUCCAACUAUAUAUUCAUCAAAUGCACAACCCUAUAGUAUCAACUCUCCAUUAUCUUUGCCUCCUUAUGAAUCACUAGGUCCAGAAAAUAGCACUCCAUAUUGUAUAUUUCCACCACCAGGUACUCCUAUCACUGUUCCAACCCCCACUGGUUCUCAACCUACCCUACCAUCACCUCCUUCCUCUUACAGCUCACCUUAUCUUCCAGUCCAAAGCCCACCUCCAGCCCCAACAACCAUAACACCAAGCCCACCAGAAAAUCUUCCAACACCAACACCUGAAAUCGUUCCAAGCCCACCAGAAAAUCUUCCAACACCAACACCUGAAACUGUUCCAAGCCCACCAGAAAAUUUUCCAACACCAACACCUGAAAUUGUUCCAAGCCCACCCAGUAACAUACCAGGCUCACCAGAGCCUAUAUUAAAUCCUCCCAUCAUUUUUCCAGGCCCACCCGAGUCAUCGACGAGCCCGCCUUAUUUUGAGCCCGCCCCACCAUACUACGAGCCCACACCAACACCAUUCACACCUUCCCCUAGUGGAGGCAGUGGCACCAUCCCAAGCCCAUCAAGUACAUUUCCAUCUCCUAGUGGAGGCAGUGGAGGCACUAUCCCAAGCCCAUCAAGUACGUUUCCAUCUCCUAGUGGAGGCACUAUCCCAAGCCCAACUGUAUUUCAGCCACCUGUAGUCUACCCACCACCAAGUGUGCCGCCGCGAACCAACAGGGCUCCGCAGGCCGCAUUGUGGUGUGUGGCUAAGGCUUCAGUUCCAGACCCAAUCAUCGAAGAGGCGAUGAAUUAUGCUUGUUGGUCAGGAGCUGACUGCACAUCGAUUCAGCCCAACGGGCCUUGCUUUGAGCCAGACAGUGUAUUUGCACAUGCUUCAUAUGCCUUCAAUAGUUACUGGCAAAGGACUAAAGCUUCUGGUGGCACUUGCGAGUUCGGAGGAACAGCAGUAUUGGUUUCAGUUGACCCUAGCUUUGAUGGAUGCCACUUCAUCUACAACUGA